GGGGUGCGCAUCAUCCGGGACCUGGCGGAAUCCAGUGGUCGGGGAGUCGCCAUUUUGAGGGUGUCGGAGAAACUGCAGGGGUACCGGCUCGUCUCCAGGCGACAGACUCGCUCAUCUGCUCAAAGCCCUACAGUGCGACAGUGAUGGAAGUGUAUAUCGAGCCGACACAAGUGCCGCAAGACGCCCUAGCGGCGGCAGCGCAGCUCGAGUUAGGGGCCACGCCGCAAACCCUCACCAUUCGACGACCGUUCAAUCCUGUAGCCCACGAGUUGGACGCUAACUUCCGACUGACACGAUUCGCCGACCUGAAAGGAUGAGGGUGCAAGGUCCCCCAGGAGGUGCUGACGCGCCUGCUGGAGGGGCUGCAGGACGAUGGGACGGGCCACGAGCACGACCACACAGCACACUUCAUGCACAUGCCCAUCACACACAUUGGAAUUGGUAUGGAUGCCAGCGUAACUCCUCUUCGUCACGGUGGUCUCUCCCUUGUGCAAACCACAGAUUUCUUCUAUCCUUUGGUUGAUGAUCCUUAUAUGAUGGGAAAAAUUUCCUGCGCUAAUGUGUUAAGUGACCUGUUUGCUAUGGGAGUGACAGACUGUGACAAUAUGCUAAUGUUGUUGGGAGUCUCAACCAAGAUGACUGAAAAAGAAAGAGAUGUUGUUAUUCCUCUCAUGAUGAGAGGCUUUAAGGAUGCUGCAUUAGAAGCAAACACCUCUGUAACGGGUGGUCAAACUGUGAUGAAUCCUUGGUGUACUAUAGGUGGUGUUGCUACAACCGUCUGUCAACCCAACGAAUUUAUUGUGCCAGAUUGUGCUGUAGUCGGCGAUGUCCUGGUACUCACCAAACCUCUUGGAACUCAAGUUGCUGUCAAUGCACACCAGUGGUUGGACCAGCCAGAGAGAUGGAACCGCAUCAAGUUGGUUGUGUCAGAAGAGGAUGUCCGCAAAGCUUACCAAAGAGCCAUGGAUUCAAUGGCUCGCCUUAAUAGAACUGCUGCUAGGUUAAUGCACAAAUACAAUGCUCAUGGUGCUACAGAUGUAACAGGAUUUGGUUUGCUGGGUCAUGCACAAAACUUGGCUAAGAAUCAGAAAAAUGAAGUCUCGUUUGUUAUCCACAAUCUCCCAAUCAUAGCCAAGAUGGCUGCUGUUGCUAAAGCAUGUGGCAACAUGUUUCAUCUGUUGCAGGGGCUGAGUGCUGAAACGUCUGGAGGUCUUUUGAUCUGCUUGCCUCGUGAACAGGCUGCUGCAUAUUGUAAAGACAUUGAGAAACAAGAAGGCUACCAAGCAUGGAUUAUUGGUAUUGUAGAAAAAGGAAAUCGUACUGCUCGCAUCAUUGACAAGCCACGGGUCAUUGAAGUGCCAUCAAAAGAGAAAGAUGGAGAGCUGUGGUAGGACAGUGUUCAUCUCUUGAUGUGGCUGAAACAGCAACAUUUUCAUAAGUUCCACUGGAUUGGCAGGAUUGUUUGUUUCCACAUGAAGCAUUCGAGUUGUGCCAAGUAUUAUGAGGUGUUACACCCCAGGAUGGGCAUGUUUCAUCUCAUUUGGUGAUACUACUUUAAUGAUUUUAUACAUAAAAGUUUAUAUCUUUCAGAUGUUUUUCUAAUUUCUGAGGUAGUUGAUGUUAAAAUUUUGCUUAUGUUCAUAGCAAUUGGAAAAAGAAAGAAUAUCAUAUUAUAUGGUCAAUAGUUACAUUUCCCUGAAAAUAGUAAAGCUCAUAACUACAGUACUCAUAUUUGUUAAAAUUAAAUUUUACUCACAGUUCAAUUUAUUAUUUUUGCAAGAUCUGCAGUGUUAUAACCCAGUGUCCCCACUCCCUCCAUUUCCGCAUACGAAGAUGGGUAUUUUUGUUCCUGUUGUAGGAUCGGUUAUUCAAUGUUCUUAACAACGACAUUCCUUAUCUUGCUACAAAGGCUCAAAAAUUAUGGUUGCUUUAUACAAGAUGGUCAGCUGCUCGGUGACAAUAUUACUUUGCUCAAGAAAUUAAAAUUUAUUUAAGAUAGUUGAAGGCAGCAAUAUUAUUCAGAUGUGUGUCAAUUAUUUGGAGUGCUGGUAAACUUGAUCAAAGUAAGGCAGUGGAUGGCUUAAGCAGGAGAACACAUUAUGAAGGUCACUUAUGAAAGUUGUUAAAAACGGUGAGUGACUGGAAGCACUGAAGCUCCUCCUUGCUCCAUCCAUCACAUGUCAACCUUGGGAAUAAAUAAAUACAAAAAUUAAA
Messenger RNA from Procambarus clarkii (red swamp crayfish), 2214 nucleotides. NCBI's taxonomy places the organism in Eukaryota, Metazoa, Arthropoda, Malacostraca, Decapoda, Cambaridae. The record is from RefSeq and is a predicted model, not a curated record.